Vicia villosa (hairy vetch) is the source of this 1286-nucleotide messenger RNA. Its product is annotated as equilibrative nucleotide transporter 3-like. Gene Ontology annotation, cellular component: plasma membrane. NCBI's taxonomy places the organism in Eukaryota, Viridiplantae, Streptophyta, Magnoliopsida, Fabales, Fabaceae. Bases 48 to 1286 code for a protein of 412 amino acids. Gene Ontology annotation, molecular function: nucleoside transmembrane transporter activity. The transcript is spliced from 8 exons. The record is from RefSeq and is a predicted model, not a curated record. Gene Ontology annotation, biological process: nucleoside transmembrane transport.
UAUUUCUCUUGUUCAUUCAUAAACAUGUGACAGAUCAUUAGUUGAGCAUGGCAAUUUCGGUUGAAAAUGUUGAGGCACCAAGAAAAAUGCAGGGAAAAUUUCAAGCUAUGUUCAUAUGUUUUAUCCUCGGACUUGGUUCUCUUAUUGCAUUGAAAAUGUGGACAAUGGGAGAUUAUUACUACAAAAUCUUCCCUAAAUAUCAUCCUAUCCUAGUAUUCACUCUAGUUUAUCAGCCAUUUGCACUUGUAACGACAAUGAUAUUGGCGCAUUAUGAGUCAAAAAUCAGUACCCGAAUUCGGAACAUAAGUGGAUACACGCUAUUCUUUGUCUGUUCUUUGUUCCAGAUUGUCUUAGAUUUGGCUACAUCAGGAGCAGGAGGAAUCGGGCCUUUUAUCAGUUUAUGCGGACUUUUUUCUUUUUUUGGAAUUGCUCAUGCUUUUGUCCAAGGAGGCAUCUCGGGAGACCUCUCCCUUAUGAUUCCCGAGUUCAUUCAGUCUUUCAUCGGCGGAAUAACAGCCUCUGGUGCUAUAGCUUGUGGUGUGAGACUUUUUACCAAAUUCUUUUUUGAGAAAUCUGACAACGGUCUUCGCAAAGGGGCUUUGUUAAGCUUAGGCAUCUCUACAUUGUUUCAGCUUUUGAGCAUUGUCGCAUAUGGAAUUUACUUUCCAAAGUUAUCUAUAGUAAAAUACUAUCGUUCAAAGGCUGCUUUAGAAGGAGCCGAAACCGUUUCAGCUGAUCUUGCUGCUGCAUUUGUUGAAUUUGAUGCUAAUCUACAAGCACGGUUAAGCAACAAGACACUGUUUCUUCAAAACAUCGACUUUGCAGCUACCUUAUUCAUGGUAUAUGUAUUAACGCUAUCGAUUAUGCCUGGAUUUUUGUAUGAAGAUACUAGACCGCACCAGCUUGGAACAUGGUAUCCACUUGUUUUGAUCACAAUGUACAACAUCAUGGAUCUAGUAUCAUCCUAUAUUCCCUUUAUCAAAAGCUUGAAGAUGGAAUCUAGAAAAGGACUUUUGUUCACAACUAUUUCUCGAUUCCUUUUGAUCCCUGCAUUUUACUUUACAGCGAAACACGGUAGCCAAGGUUGGAUGAUUCUACUUGUGUCAUAUUUGGGACUAACCAAUGGCUAUCUCACUGUUUGUGUGUAUACAGUUGUACCUAAAGGAUACAAGGGUCCGGAACAGAAUGCGUUGGGUAAUUUGCUUGCGUUGUGGCUUCUGAGUGGUAUAUUUGUCGGAGUUGCUCUUGGUUGGUUGUGGCUAAUUGGAAAACCACAACAUAUCUAA